Talaromyces marneffei is the source of this 1647-nucleotide messenger RNA. RefSeq lists its product as uncharacterized. The record is from RefSeq and is a predicted model, not a curated record. Bases 1 to 1647 code for a protein of 548 amino acids. Gene Ontology annotation, molecular function: UDP phosphatase activity; GDP phosphatase activity. Lineage: Eukaryota; Fungi; Ascomycota; Eurotiomycetes; Eurotiales; Trichocomaceae. The transcript is spliced from 3 exons. Gene Ontology annotation, cellular component: membrane; Golgi apparatus. Gene Ontology annotation, biological process: protein N-linked glycosylation; nucleoside diphosphate catabolic process.
AUGUCCACUAGUAUCGACAAUCAAGAAAGCCAUCAGUCUUCGGUAUUUUCGUCGCACGCACGGAAACGGUCCUCUCCUGUUUCGGUGCCACCGACCGGCGAUUCCUACAACAAGGCUUCGCCAAUGCAUUCAGAGAAAUCCAUCAUGACGCAAAGGUCACGACUCGUCAAGGCCGGCUUGAUCAUUGCUGGAGCGUUUUUGUUUUUGUUGUAUUUAGUUCCUUCGAGGCAAUCCGUUCCUAAUCUAUCAGGCGCUGUCUCGGACGCUACAAAUUCCUCCACGACAAAAUGUACCAAACCUCAUGAUCCUUCGAAACCAUUACGGCAAUAUGUUUUGAUGAUCGAUGCGGGAAGUACCGGUUCUCGUAUUCACGUCUAUCGCUUUAAUAACUGCGGACCGACACCAGAACUCGAGGAUGAAGUCUUCAAGAUGACCCCAAAGAGAGAAGGUGGUGCCGGUCUCAGUUCAUACAGGGAAGAUGCCGAAGGCGCCGCAAAGAGUCUCGAUGUGCUGAUGGACGUUGCGAUGAAAAGUGUUCCUGAUGAGUAUAAGUCGUGCACACCAGUUUCCGUGAAAGCCACCGCAGGUUUGCGCUUGCUUGGAGAAGACAUGAGCAAAAACAUUCUACAGGCAGUGAGACAUCGUUUGGAGACCGUCUAUCCAUUCCCCGUCGUCUCGGAUGACAAAGGAGGUAUCGAAAUCUUGGACGGAAAAGAUGAAGGCGUUUAUGCUUGGAUCACCACCAAUUAUCUUCUCGGUAAGAUCGGCGGCCCUGACGAAACACCAACAGCUGCUGUUUUCGAUCUCGGCGGUGCCUCGACACAGAUUGUUUUCCAACCAACCUUUGACAGCCCCUCUGGUGGUAUGCCCGAGGAGCUUGCGCCAGGCGAUCACAAGUACGAAUUACAAUUCGGUGGACGAGAAUUUGAUCUUUACCAGCACUCUCAUCUUGGAUACGGCCUUAUGGAAGCUCGUUCUGCGAUUCACAAAUCUAUUGUUGAAGCCAAAUUGGCAGCCAGCCCGACCGACCUGUCCUGGUUAAACCGAUCAAUUUCUAACCCAUGUAUUGGUCCCGGCAUGGAACGACAGGUCAAUCUCACGUUCCCCGAUGGCCAUGCUCUAGCACCCAAGGUCUCGGUCACCAUGGUUGGACCUAAGGAACUGUCUGCACCCGCUCAAUGCCGUGGUAUUACUGAAAAGAUUUUGCACAAGGAAGCUGAUUGUAAAUUGGCCCCUUGUUCAUUCAACGGCGUUCAUCAGCCUUCUCUCGAAAAGACUUUCGCCAAGGAGGAUGUCUAUAUCUUUUCCUACUUCUACGACAGGACCAAGCCACUCGGAAUGCCGGACUCUUUCACACUUCAUGAGCUACAACGUCUGACUGAGAUAGUCUGCAGUGGAAAAGACAACUGGGGUAUUUUCGAAGGUAUCGAGGGGGCUUUGGAAGAACUCGAAGGCCGCCCAGAAUCUUGUUUAGACCUCAACUUUAUGCUCGGUCUUCUUCACACUGGUUACGAGAUACCGCUAUCUCGUGAGGUGAAGAUUGCCAAGAAGAUUAAGAAUAACGAACUUGGCUGGUGCUUGGGUGCAAGCUUGCCGCUAUUGAGUCGGGAAUCAGGCUGGACCUGCCGCAUCAAGGAAGUAUCAUAA